This is a messenger RNA of Symbiodinium natans, 414 nucleotides long. The record is from the annotation of a GenBank genome assembly. NCBI's taxonomy places the organism in Eukaryota, Dinophyceae, Suessiales, Symbiodiniaceae.
AUGGAGAGUGCACAGCAAGUCAAGGCAGAAAAUGUCGCUGAGAUGCUGGGAGAGGACGAGGGCCUCUACGCCAAGCAGGGCGAGAACAACGAGCCGCUCAGGCCGGACGGAGGAGCAUUCGUGCCGAAGUGCGUGGGGGAUGCAAUCCUCAAGGUGGAUUGGAUCGAGCUCCGGUAUGGUGCCCUCGUUGAGGUGCGCCUGCGGUACGGCCCAGAGUUGCAGGAUGUGGCCCCUCACUACGCCAAGCAGUUUGAGCAGGCCAAGAAAGAUGCGCACAAGAAAGGGCGCAAAGGUGGCGCAAUGUGCUCCAUCCUUGUGCAAGUCUUCCCGCCCAGCUACAGGCCGGAUGCUGAUGCAGAAGAGGGUGGCACCAUCGUCGACGAGAGUAUCCCCAAGGAUAUGGAGAUCGAGUAA